UUUCAAAGGAGGUUGUAUGAAAGAGGAGGGCAGAAAAACACAGGAAAAGAAACACAGAGCGAGAAAUGCAGAGAGAGACAGAGAGGAAGAGCAACAGAGUACAAGAGAGUGACUUGAGACGGAGAAACAGAGAUAGAGAGGGAAAGCACGAAAAGGGAGAGAAACAGUAGGAAUCAUUGGAAUCCUAUUCAGUCAGUCAGCCAGUGUGUGUGUGUGAGCGAUUGAGGAUUGUGUGUUGUUGCCAGAUGUGUCUGGUGCCUUCCGUCCGACCACCGUGUGUGUGUAUGGGAGUGUGUCAGGGCUGAUUGCAGCAACGGUAUGCUGCUUCAGUUUGAGCUACAUACUGAAUGAGCUCUCCCUAAGAGCUGGACUUCUCUGAGAUCACAAGGAUAUAAGGACUUCUUUUUGUAACGUACAUAGAAAAGUACUGUGGAAAUAUACCAUGACGUGAAAUUGAGUUGCCCACUGGUUUGGUGUGCGUUCAGGAGAAGGCUUUUGCUCUGGUCCAUCACAGCCUGGCCCUGGGGGGAUACCUCGGCAUCUGACUGGACUGACUCUCGGCUCUCUACUGCACAUCUGAAGCUGAUUCGACAUAGCCUCUGCUACUUGUAAUCCAAUUGGUCCCAGAGCCUCUCGGCUCCCCCUCUGAUAGGCCCAGGGGAUCACCGCAUCUUCGUUACUGCACCUGUUGGGAGUUGAGUUGAGGCAGAGCUUCAGCUGCGGUCCGAUGUGCUACGUCCAUGCCCAUGCUCCCUGGAUGGGGUGGUACUAGCUGGAUGCGAUUAGGGGAGGUCCUAUUGUAUCUGGAUGAGAAUAGGGGUGGCACUACCUGGAUGCAGAUGAGAACAUUUGUGGAUGAGAAUUGGGGCGGUUCUUCCUGGAUGGGAGGAGCUAUAUGAGGCCUGGGGCGGUGCUUGCUGGAUGGGAAUAGGGGCGGUGCUUGUUGGAUGCUGAGGGAGCAUGGGUAUCUCCACGUGUGUGUCUGUGUCUGUGUCUGUAUGAGUGUGGGAACGGUGACCAGAUGGCUCAUUCCGGGCUGGUAGAGCUGGUGGCAUAGCGGAGCGUAGCGGUGUUAGUGUGUGUGUGCCGUCUGACUGUCUCAGAGGAAGCCAGUGGCACCAUGGGAUGCGUCUUCUCCCUGCCGGAGGAGAGAAGGGCUGCAGCAGAAAGAGCCCCAGCCUCGAGGGAAACCAGCUUCAUUGAAAAGAUGAAGAAAACGGGUCGUAACAUUGUGGUGUUCUACGGAUCCCAGACUGGCACAGCGGAGGAGUUUUCCAACCGUCUCUCCAAAGACGCCCAGCGAUACGGCAUGAAGGGCAUGGCAGCCGACCCAGAGGAGUAUGACAUGGCAGAGCUGUCUCGUCUGUGUGAGAUCGAGAACUCGUUGGCCAUAUUCUGUUUGGCAACAUACGGCGAGGGAGACCCCACUGACAACGCCCAGGACUUCUACGAUUGGCUACAGGAGGGAGAGGCGGAGCUCGACGGACUCAACUUCGCCGUGUUCGGCCUGGGUAAUAAGACGUAUGAGCACUACAAUGCGAUGGGGAAGUACGUGGACAAGCGGCUGGAGGAGUUGGGAGGCAAGAGAGUGUUUGACCUUGGCAUGGGAGACGAUGACGCAAAUCUGGAGGAGGACUUUGUGUCGUGGAGAGAGCAGUUCUGGCCGGCCAUCUGUGAACACUUUGGAGUUGAGGCCACCGGAGAGGAGUCCAGUAUCCGUCAGUAUGAGCUGAAGGUGGAGGAGGAUGUGAACAUGAAUAAGGUCUACACCGGCGAGAUUGGACGCCUCAAGAGCUUCGAGAACCAGAAACCGCCAUUCGAUGCCAAGAACCCCUUCCUAGCCCCGGUGACAGUGAACCGUAAGCUGAAUAAGGGCGGCGACCGCCACCUUAUGCAUGUGGAGCUGGACAUCAGUGGAUCCAAGAUCAGGUAUGAGUCAGGUGACCACGUGGCUGUGUAUCCGACCAAUGAUACGUCCAUCGUCAGCAAGCUGGGCGAUCUCCUUGGAGUGGACCUCGACACUGUUAUCUCCCUCAACAACCUUGAUGAGGAAUCUAACAAAAAGCACCCGUUCCCAUGCCCUACGUCCUACCGCACGGCGCUCACACACUAUCUGGACAUCACACACCCCCCGCGCACCAACGUGCUGUAUGAACUGGCCCAGUACGCCAGCGACCCCAAAGACCAGGAAAACAUGCGCAAGAUGGCCUCAUCCUCACCCGAGGGCAAGGCUCUGUACCAGAGCUUUGUGCUGGACCCCUCCAGGAACAUCCUGGCUAUCCUGGAGGACAUGCCCUCCCUCAAGCCCCCCGCGGACCACCUGUGUGAGCUCCUGCCCCGACUACAGGCCCGAUACUACUCCAUAGCCUCAUCCUCUAAGGUGCACCCCAACAGCAUCCACAUCUGCUGCGUGGUGGUGGAGUACCAGACGAGCACGGGCCGCACCAAUAAGGGCGUGGCCACCAACUGGCUGAAGGGGAAACUUCCUGUGGACAACGGCCACAAGGCAUCGGUGCCCAUGUACGUGCGCAAGUCCCAGUUCCGGCUGCCCUUCAAGCCCACCAACCCCGUCAUCAUGGUCGGGCCGGGCACCGGCAUCGCACCCUUCAUGGGCUUCAUACAGGAGAGGGGCUGGCUCAAGGAGCAAGGUAAGGAGGUGGGUGAGACGGUGUUGUACUUCGGCUGCCGCCACAAGGCUGAGGAUUACCUGUACGAGGAGGAGCUGACAGAGUUCAAUAACAGCGGAGUGCUCACACAUCUGCACGUGGCCUUCUCACGAGACCAGGAACAAAAGGUGUAUGUGCAGCACCUGCUGAAGAAUAACAGGGAGGAGAUCUGGAAACAGGUCCACACCAACAGCGCACACAUCUACAUUUGUGGUGAUGCGAGGAACAUGGCACGUGACGUGCAGAGUGCGUUCCAUGAGAUGGCGGUGGAGCUGGGGGGCAUGACGCACACGCAGGCCGUCGACUACGUCAAGAAGCUGAUGACCAAGGGGCGCUACUCGCAGGACGUCUGGAGCUAAACAUGCUCAUACACACAUGGGGACACACACCCAGAUACUUAAAGGCAUACAUACAUGCAUACAUACAUACAUACAUACAUACAUGCAUACAUACAUACAUGCAUACAUACAUACAUACAUACAUACAUACAUACAUACAUAAAUACAUACAUAUGCAAAUACAGAUACAUAUGCAGGCAUGUACUGUACAUACAUGUUCAUUUUCUCACACACACAAACUCCUCUCUGACCAACACACACACACACACACACACACACACACACACACACACACACACACACACAGGAGGGGCCUCACACUUCUGCUUCUCAGAUUAUUUUAUUUUUCAAGUUUUUAUUUUGUUUUUAUACAGUUCAUUCCCCACAAAUGCGCACCACGAGCAGUCUCUGGUGCGAGCGAUAAGCGGUGCUUAUUCCCAUAUCAGGCAGACCAGACCAGACCAGACCAGACUGCACUGUGCCCUUGUACAUACCAUUGUGAGCUCAAGUGUGCUAAAUGUGGAGCAUAUCUCAUGUCCACACACACCAGACGCUUUUUACAGUUUAUUGUAGCAUUAAACAUGUAAAGAAAUGUAGAAACAUUUAUUUUUUUGUGGCGAAUUAUGGACUUUUGUCAUCAUAUAUUGCAUAAUAAUCAGCUGUUUGAUGAAAUAAUGAAUGAAUGUAGCCUGUAAUCUUUAUGCAUAGUUCCCAGGGGAUGAUUUUUUGUGUGGAAUUCACGUACACUAACUGUUGACGGCCACUAGGUGUCCGCACAGGAUGAGUGGCAAUUCUAGAAUCAGAAUCGGAGGCAGUUGUAUUCUAGAUGCACAGUGAAUGGUGGAGGAUAUUAUAUGGGGUGUAUUUUCUAGAUCUAGAUGAUCUAGAAUGAGGGACGAGCAGUGGAAGGCACUCGGUGUGUAUGUUCCUGAUGUGGCCAUUCAGGAACCUUGGAUGUGUAUGUCAGAUAAACGGUUAAAAGUGGAUGGUGAAAUAUGAGAAAUGCUGACACAGCACCAUGGAUCACGUGUCUGGAGUUUUAGAAGACUGCCCCGUCUGCAUUGUGACUGCCUGUGGCCUAUAAGCCAAGCAAAGUGUGCUCAGUGAGUGCAGUCUCUUGAUUAGAAUGACAUGGUGACGAUGGGCAAUUCAUAGCAGUUCAUUCACAACUUGUCUUUUACCUCAGUUUUUUGUGCAAGUAGGUAAACUUUUAAGAAGUGCAACUUUUCAACUCACCACCCAUUUCAAAUACUUCCUGUUUAAGUGCUAACAAGUACAUUCUGAUGGAAAGGCCAGCAUUUCUGACUAUCAGAGUAGCAGUAGAGGAGGAUAUUGGUAUGUUGGUGUGACGGUCACAGGGAUCUCCUGUCUCAUAAUGACAAGUCUGUGAAGUCAUUUUAAAAGGUUUCAAACGUCUAUGUCUCUAAGUCUGAUGCACAUAUUCCGCCAUGUUGUAAACGGUGCUCUCGAAGUGGCCUGUUGUUCCUGAUUGAUGUCACUGUAGUGAACUGAACAUUCCCCUUUAUGAGCUUUCCAAUGACACAACAGACAUGUCCACCAAUUUGCUACGCAGAGUACUACACAACAAAGCAAUGCGACUCUCGUGUUGGGUAGUGAGCUGCCUUGUGAAGGAGUGGCAAUCCUGGCGUGUUCCUGAGUGUAUGCAAGUAAUGUGUGGUUUGUGUUGGUUUGUCUUUUUCUUUUUCUUUCUUUUGUGACAACAAGAAGAGAAGCAGGGGAGUGUCUGAAUGGUUUUAAAAGAUGAGCAAGAUUAGGUGAGGAGUUGAAUGUGGAGCGAUACGAAGCGCCUCCUGCAUGACUGUCCUGUUUUAUACUGAUUGUAUUUCCCACUACAGUGAGUGGACUUGCGUCUCUGCCGCCUGUCUGUUUCCCUCUCUUGAGAUCACUGUAGGCAAAGUCGGCCAGUGCCUUAUCAUAUAGCUUGCCUUCUUUUAAUUCGAUACUGUACCGUUUCUGGAUGUAAACUCAUUUUACACCCCUCCUUGAGUUAAUUGGUUUUACCUUUCUCGUGUACUUCCAGCCGCAUACAUCAUUAACUCAUUAGUAGCUAGAUGUAUGAGCCCAUGAGAACCCAUGAGAUUCUAUGUUGACGCUACGCUAGCUUGAAACUUGAUGUAACAUCACCACAGAACGGUCUGAAGAACAAGAGAAUGGUAACAUUCAGUUAUUUAGCUCCAGGGGAGGUGUAAAGAGAGCGUAUUUCCAGAAAUUGUACAGUGUCACUUUAAACUCGUAUUCCACAGGAGGUAAAACAAGACUUUGGUGUAUUGGUACUGUUGCUCUUAUUGUUCUGUCCGCACUAUCGACUUUUAUAUGCAAUUUUCAUAUCUAUUAAAUGACUAAGGCAUGUCUUUCUAAAUUAAUAAAACUGUGAUUAAAAUGUUGGUUUCUGUCUGUUAUCUGUAAGUGUUUUGUGUUAUCGGUCUUUAAAAGUGUCGGUACACACAGUAAAACACACGUGUUAAAUGGGGAUUCAUGUCAAUUUAUAGGGGUGCUGGGGAUGCAGUAUGUGGUUUUUUUUUUAUAUCUGUUUAAGUGUAAACACGAUAUGUGGAUAAAAAUAAAAACUUCAUUGUGA
Molecule: messenger RNA, 5603 nt
Organism: Engraulis encrasicolus (European anchovy)
Lineage: Eukaryota; Metazoa; Chordata; Actinopteri; Clupeiformes; Engraulidae
Gene: porb
Product: P450 (cytochrome) oxidoreductase b
Exons: 15
Coding region: 1121-3025 (634 amino acids)
Biological process (GO): response to hormone
Cellular component (GO): cytosol
Molecular function (GO): flavin adenine dinucleotide binding; FMN binding; NADPH-hemoprotein reductase activity
Source: RefSeq, a predicted model, not a curated record